AUGUCAGCGAAAGCAGUGAGUGAAAUCUCGGGAAAAGAGCUUCUUUACCGAUACCUCGAAAACACCCAACUAAUAGAUGCUCCUAUUCCUGUUAGAGUGAAUAACGUUGACGAUUUUGAUGCCGUUGUUACUAAUCCUAAUCAUUGGUUGAAUAUUACAAAGAGAGGUGUAGUAAAGCCAGAUCAGUUGAUUAAACGUAGAGGGAAACAUGGUUUGGUAAAAUGGGGUGAUGUUGCGACUUUGAGGCAAUGGCUGUCCGAAAAGGCUGGCACAUAUGUCACUAUCGGAAAGACCACAGGACGCUUGCAUAGUUUCAUUAUCGAACCCUUCUGCGAGCAUAGUGACUCAGAUGAACUUUACAUCGCUAUUUACAGUCUUCGAGAUGAAGAUGUGAUAAUGUUCUACGAACAGGGAGGUGUUGACGUUGGCGAUGUUGAUCAAAAAGCUCGUUCUCUGAGAAUUCCUGUACAGGAAGACAGUGCUAAAAUGCUUCCCGACUCUGAUAACUUGGCCAAACUAAUCGGUGACUUGGGCCAGAGAACAGAAAUCGUAAAAAACUUCGUUCUGGCUCUCUAUAACGCCUACAAAUCCCUGCAUUUCACUUAUCUUGAGAUUAAUCCUUUAGUUGUUCUGGGAAACAAAGUUUAUAUUUUGGAUUUGGCAGCGAAAAUUGAUGAAACUGCCAACUUCCUAUGUGCCGACAAAUGGAAAUCAAGAGAUGGAAGACCCAUUGAGUUCCCAGCUCCCUUCGGAAGAGAUUUGACUAAAGAAGAACAAUAUAUCGCCGAUCUUGAUGCUAAAACAGGAGCAUCACUCAAGCUAACCAUCCUCAACCGUACUGGACGUAUUUGGACAAUGGUUGCUGGAGGCGGAGCUUCCGUUGUUUUCACUGAUACUGUUUGUGAUCUUGGAGGAGCAUCCGAAUUAGCCAAUUAUGGAGAAUACUCUGGGGAUCCAUCUGAAACACAAACCUUCGAAUAUGCCAAGACUAUUUUAUCUGUUAUGACGGAAGGAGCUCCAAGAGAAGAUGGAAAAGUCUUGAUCAUUGGUGGUUCUAUUGCAAACUUUACUAACGUUGCGAAAACAUUUGGAGGUAUCGUCAGAGCCUUCGAGGAAUACGUAGACAAGUUGAAAGAACAUAAGGUUACGAUCUUUGUUAGAAGAGGAGGUCCAAAUUAUCAAGAAGGUCUUCGUCGCAUCAAAGAUGCUGCUCAAACUUUGGAGCUCCCUAUCCACGUGUUCGGACCAGAGACUCAUAUGACUGCUAUUGUUGGUGCUGCUAUGAAAGUUAGACCUAUCCCUACCGUGCCAAAGGAGCCUCAAACUACUGGCCACUUCUUAUUGAGUCCUGAACGACAUACUGCUGGAACUUCUCGCGAAUCCUCUCGCAAUGCCUCUGAUGAAAUGUCUGCAACUGAGACCCAGAAGACCCAAGUGGUUGCUCCACCUGCUCUCAUUGCUGAACUUAAUACUCAAUUCAAGUCGCUUUUCGAGAAUAACACGAAAGCUAUCAUUUGGGGCCAACAACAGAAAGCCAUCCAGGGUAUGCUCGAUUUUGACUAUGUAUGCGGCCGUAGUGAACCUUCCGUUGUUGCAUCUACUUAUCCUUUCACUGGUGACAACAAGCAGAAAUACUACUUCGGGCACAAGGAAAUCCUCGUACCUGCUUAUAAGUCCAUGAAGAUGGCUUUCGAUACCCACUCAGAUGCAUCCGUAAUGGUUACCUUUGCUUCUUUGAGAUCUGUAUAUGAAACAGUUCUCGAAGCCUUGACUUUCCCUCAAAUCAAAGUUAUCGCUGUCAUUGCUGAAGGAGUACCCGAGAAUCAAACCCGUGUGCUCUUGAAGAUUGCCCGUGAGAGAGGAGUAACUUUAAUUGGCCCAGCUACUGUUGGAGGUAUCAAGCCAGGCUGUUUCAAGAUCGGAAACACAGGAGGAAUGAUGGAUAAUAUCCUCGCUUCUAAACUCUACAGGCCCGGAAGUGUCGCUUAUGUAUCACGAUCAGGAGGAAUGUCCAAUGAAUUGAACAACAUCAUCUCACAAAAUACUGAUGGUGUUUUCGAAGGAAUAGCUAUUGGUGGAGAUCGUUACCCAGGAUCCACCUACACUGACCAUGUUUUGAGAUAUCAAGACGAUAGCAGAGUGAAGAUGAUUGUUCUUCUGGGAGAAGUUGGAGGAACAGAAGAAUAUAAGAUCGUGAAAGCUCUUAAAGAGGGAAGAGUAACCAAACCAUUGGUUGCCUGGUGCAUUGGAACAUGUGCAGAUCACAUCACUUCUGAAGUUCAAUUCGGACAUGCUGGAGCUAGCGCUAAUGCUGAAGGAGAGACUGCUGCUGCUAAAAAUUCUGCCUUGAAGAAUGCAGGAGCUCUUGUUCCACCAUCUUUCGAUGAUCUCGGAACCUUCAUCAAGGAUACUUACGACUCUUUGGUGAAGAAGGGAAUCAUCCAACCUAAACCCGAAGUACCACCACCAGCCGUUCCCAUGGAUUAUGCUUGGGCUAGAGAACUGGGUCUGAUCAGAAAGCCAGCUUCCUUCAUGACUUCAAUCUGUGAUGAACGAGGAGAAGAAUUGAUUUAUGCUGGUGUUCCAAUCACUAAAGUUUUAGAACAGGAUAUUGGCAUCGGUGGAGUACUCGGACUCUUGUGGUUCCAGAAAAGACUUCCCGCUUACGCUAAUAAGUUCAUCGAAAUUUGUUUGAUGCUGACAGCUGAUCACGGACCAGCUGUGUCCGGUGCCCACAAUACUAUAGUCUGCGCUAGGGCCGGAAAAGACUUGAUCUCAUCACUUGUGUCUGGUUUAUUAACUAUUGGUGAUCGCUUCGGUGGUGCUUUAGAUGGAGCUGCUAAACAGUUCUCCGAAGCAAUCGAAAAAGGGUGGAGUCCUAUGCAAUUCGUCAAUGAGAUGAGAAAGCAAGGAAAGCAUAUUAUGGGUAUUGGUCAUCGUGUAAAAUCUAUUAACAACCCAGAUAAGAGAGUAGAAAUUUUGAAGAAGUUCGCUUUGGAUCGUUCGGAGUUCCAGCAAGAAACUCCUCUCUUAGAUUAUGCUCUUGAAGUGGAGAAGAUUACUACUGCCAAGAAACCAAAUUUGAUUCUCAAUGUCGACGGAACUAUUGGAGUCAUUUUUGUUGAUAUCUUAAAACAUUCCGGAAUGUUCACUCCAGCUGAAGCUGUAGAGACAAUCGAAAUAGGAUCCCUGAAUGGAUUGUUCGUGCUUGGGCGAUCUCUUGGAUUUAUUGGACAUUAUCUUGACCAGCGCCGAUUGAAACAAGGCUUGUACAGACAUCCAUGGGAUGAUAUUUCCUACAUCAUGCCUGAAAGAGAUUUGUGA
This is a messenger RNA of Auanema sp. JU1783, 3324 nucleotides long. The record is from the annotation of a GenBank genome assembly. Lineage: Eukaryota; Metazoa; Nematoda; Chromadorea; Rhabditida; Rhabditidae.